CGGGUUCUGUAUUGGCCAAUAGGUUAACAGAAGUACCCGAAUGGAAGGUACUUCUUCUUGAAAUCGGCGACGAAGCCAAUUCCCUAACCGACAUCCCCUACAUGGCGGAAUUCUUCCAAUUCACCGACUACAGCUGGGGAUACUCCGCCGAACAGCAAAACACUUCCUGCAGAGGUUGCAUCGAUGGUAAAUUGAAAUUACCUCGUGGCAGAGUACUAGGCGGUACCUCUGUAAUCGACUACAUGCAGUACUCCAGAGGAAACCCCGGCGACUACGAACAAUGGCCGCACUGGUCUUA
Messenger RNA from Phyllotreta striolata, 298 nucleotides. Lineage: Eukaryota; Metazoa; Arthropoda; Insecta; Coleoptera; Chrysomelidae. The record is from the annotation of a GenBank genome assembly.